Aureobasidium vineae is the source of this 2703-nucleotide messenger RNA. Lineage: Eukaryota; Fungi; Ascomycota; Dothideomycetes; Dothideales; Saccotheciaceae. The record is from the annotation of a GenBank genome assembly.
AUGACUACUCUGAAUGAUCUCAGGAACGUUGUUCGGUCGUGCUCAGUCAUUGACAAUCACGCCCACAACCUUCUGCUGCCGUCCAAGCAAGAAGCUCACGACCUGCUAACCGCAACAACAGAAGCACAAGGAGCUGCUCUCCAAGACACAAAAACGUCGCUAUCACACAUCCGAGCUGUUCGUCAAUUGCGUGAACUUUAUGAUCUGGAAAACGACGCAACAUGGGACGACUUGAUGGANAAGAGAGCAGACAUCUUGCAGGGAGACUUCGAGAGCUUUCUCCAAAGAUGCUUUACUGGAAUACACACUAUUCUUAUGGACGAUGGUCUCGAUGACACGACUGUCUACCUUUUCGAUUGGCACGAUGACUUCAUUCUCGACAAGACACUGCGCAUCGUUCGCAUAGAAACCGUGGCUGCAGACAUUCUGCGUGAGAUGUACAGGAAAGGCACUCUACCCAUCGGACCAGCCAUACACAACGAUGACAUGUGUGCUGAAGCCUGGAUUACCUUCCUCCAAGCUUUCGAGUCCUCCAUCGUCACCGAGAUUAACGAUCCGGACGUGGCAGGAUUCAAGUCUGUGAUAUGCUAUCGAACUGGUCUGGACAUUAAGAUCGCUGGAGAUGUUCAAAUAGCCACGAAUGGUCUCGAAGCUUUUCAAAGCGGCUAUCUCCCUCAUUGCUUGCAGAAUGAUUUCCGUAUCGAAUCCAAAGGACUGAACGACAGUCUAGUCAUUUCAACAUGUCGACUUCUGAGCGCAGCAGCCAAGCAAGACUCAAUAAGCAAGCCAUUACAAUUCCACACUGGUCUUGGUGAUGCAGAUAUCAGUCUGCUUCUGUCCGACCCCUCUCACCUUCAAUCUCUCAUCAUUGCCUACCCUGACGUUCAGAUGGUCCUUCUGCACACAUCUUACCCAUACAUACGUCAAGCCGGAUAUCUUGCCACGGUCUACAAGAAUGUCUACCUUGACCUCGGUGAGGUGUUUCCCCAGGUCAGUAGGAAUGGACAAGAGACCAUCCUGCGCCAAUGCAUGGAGAUCACGCCUUUCUCGAAAUUGCUCUUCAGUACCGAUGCUCAUCAUUUUGGUGAGGUUUACUGGCUUGCGUUGAAGCAGUUCAGACAAGCAUUCGAGAAGGUUCUUGUAGAGUAUGUGGAAAGUGAGGAUCUCACGGUUGAACGAGCCAUCGAAGCUGCAAAGGAUAUCUAUUUCAACAACGCGAAGCGAAUAUACAAUCUCGAGGCAGAGCUCCCAGAGAUUGGGCUGAACGAGCAACCACGACGAAUCAGGGCACAGAGCAACCGCGAAGCUAGGAUCUUGGAAGCCCCUCAGCCUCUGCAGCUCGCGUGGAAGAAGACUGAGCUAUACGAGAAGCCUUACAACAUGGACAUGUUCACAAAAUUCUUUGAACAGCACCCAGAGUUAAAAUUUGUCUACGUCCAAUGGCUCGAUUAUCUCGGUACGCUGCGUGUUAGGAUGCUACCAAUCGCCAGCUUCCGCCGCCUGAUCACCGAUGGAGACCGCAUUGGUAUCUCACUAGGCAAUACAGGUACUCUGCAGAACGACCGUGUCACUUCGGCAGUCUCGUCCACAGGUCAACUUUACGUCGAGCCUGACAUUUUGUCAUUGAAGUUGUCACACUCUAAGGACCCACUUGCUUCUGCUACAGUAAUAGGAUCUUUUCACAACGAAGACGGUCGUCGCUCACAUCUAUGUUCGAAAAACGCUCUUCGGACCCUGACAGACCGCUUCAUGGAUGACCAAGGAAUCACGUUCCUAGCUGGUUUCGAGAUCGAAGUGGUCUUCCUGAAACAAGAUUCGGAAGGCCAAUACGAGCCCUGGACGACGAACCACGCUUGGGGUACUUUUACUCCAGAACAAUUUGAGGUUGUACUGCCAGUGCUUGCUGAGAUUGCGGACGAGCUGGCGAACAUUGGUAUCGAUGUGCAACAGUUUCACUCCGAAUCUGGACCCGGGCAAUACGAAUUUGUGCUGUCACCUUUGCCUAUCGUCGAGGCAAUCGACACACUCGUGCAAGCCCGCCAAGUGAUUCAACAGAUUGCCCGUCUACAUAAACUCCGCGCUACACUACAUCCAGUGCCUCUCAAGAACGUGGGUUCCGGUCAACACGUUCACAUCUCGUUCAAUUCCACCAGUCUAUCGGCAGAAGGGUUAGAAAAGAAGGAGUUGUCAUUCUUCGCCGGCAUCCUCGAGCAGCUGCCUUCUCUGUGUGCCUUCUUACUACCCAAUGAAGCGAGUUAUGAUCGCGUCACCAAAGACAUGUGGACCAGUGGCAUUUGGGUGGCAUGGGGAACACAAAAUAGAGAAGUGCCGGUCCGUAGAGUUAAGCAAGGUCGAUGGGAGGUUCGCUGUCUGGACGGCUUGGCGAACCCUUACCUUGCUCUCUCUGCUCUACUUGCUGCUGGUCUGGAUGGUGUGGAGAGCGGAAAACAAAUGGAGAUGAAGGACUGUACCGAGAACCCAGCAUACUUGACCGAUGCUCAGCGAGAAGAACUCGGCAUCAAGAGGAAAAUGCCUGAGUCGCUCGAGGAGUCACUAGAGGGGCUUGAUAGAAUCACGGUGCUGAAGGAUUACAUGAGUUCUGAGCUGGUCAAUGGUUACGUGGAUAUGAAGAGGGCUGAGAAGCAGAUGCUUGAUGAGAUGGAUGAAAGGACACGACACGCAUGGUUGAUUGAGAGGUAUUGA